UCUAAAAAUAAAAAAUAAUUACAAAUAGAUGGGAAAGUUUCCCGGAUUACAAAUGGAUUUUGGCUUGGGCUUUGGGAAGGGACCGAAGGAAACAAUGGCAGAAGAAGUAACAGCCAUAGCGAAAGCCGAAGGGUUGGAGGAAGAAGAAAGAGAAAUGCAGCCAGAAUUUGAGGGCUUAGCUUUGGAGAAUGGAAUGAAUAGGAAGGAGAAGAGGAAGGCCUUGAAGAAGAUGAAGAGGAAGCAGAUAAGAAAAGAGGUAGCUAUGAAGGAGCGGGAGGAAGUAGAGGCGUGGCUUAACGAUCCAGAAGAGCAGAAGAGGAUCAGUUUGAUGGAGCAUGAAGAGGCAGAGAGGUCCGCCAGGGAGAGGAAGGAGUUCGAGGAGAGAGAGAAGGCCUGGCUCGAGGCCAUGGAGAUGCAAAGGAAGAAGAAGAUGGAAGAAGAAGAAGAGGAGGAGGAGGAACAACGUAGGAAGGCACUGGACGAAGAGUCUCGGAAGCAGCAGGUUGAGACUGCAAAUGAGGUAGAUGAGAGCGAUGAAUGGGAAUACGAAGAAGGUCCUGCUGAAAUUAUCUGGCAAGGAAAUGAGAUCAUUUUCAAGAAGAAAAGGGUCAGGGUCUCGAAGAAAAACAGUCACCUAGAUGAUUCAAGUAUUAAAGAGGAUGUUGAUAGGCCCACAUCUAAUCCUCUUGCACCAGAGUUUGAAACUUUUUCUGAGUAUAGAAACUCAUUGAUGUCAGGACAGCAGUUGAUUGAGAGUGUUGCCGAACAAGUACCAAAUUUUGGAACUGAACUGGAUAAAGCUCAUUGUCCUUUCCACCUAAAGACCGGAGCUUGUCGGUUUGGUCAGCGUUGUAGUAGAGUCCAUUUCUACCCUGAUAAAUCUUGCACUCUGCUUAUCAAGAAUAUGUAUAGUGGACCUGGCCUUGCUUGGGAGCAAGAUGAGGGGCUUGAGUAUACUGAUGAGGAGGUUGAACGCUGUUAUGAAGAAUUUUAUGAGGAUGUCCAUACAGAGUUCUUGAAAUUUGGGGAAAUUGUGAAUUUCAAGGUAUGUAGAAAUGGGUCAUCUCAUCUGCGAGGAAAUGUAUAUGUGCACUUCAAGUCCUUGGAUUCAGCGGUUCUGGCACAUCAUUUUGUCAAUGGUCGCUACUUUGCUGGAAAACAGGUGGGAUGUGAAUUUGUUAACCUGACCAGGUGGAAGGUUGCAAUAUGUGGGGAGUAUAUGAAGUCAAGAUUUAAGACAUGUUCGCGAGGAACAGCAUGCAAUUUCAUUCACUGUUUUCGCAAUCCUGGUGGAGAUUAUGAAUGGGCUGAUAGUGACAAACCACCCCCGAGGUAUUGGGUGCAAAAAAUGGUUGCAUUAUUUGGCCAUUCUAAUGAAUCUGUACACGAGGGACUAAGGGAACAAGGGAAUUUGGAUGAACCAAAUAGCGCUGGCAAAAGAUCAAGAGCUGAUGCAAACUGGUAUUGCUCAAGAAGAUCUGGAUCUAGAGAAACAAGUUACAGGGACGACCAUGGCCAUAGUGGUUCAAGUAGAAGAAAGGAGAAUUUAGAUUUCGUGAGGAGAACAGAAGAUCAGUUUAGGUGUACAAGUGAUGGUAUCAGAAGCCUUGAUGAUGAUAUCCAUGAGGAUGAUAAGCAUCAGAAGAAAAGAAAAAAGCGUCAUACUGAUUCUGAUGCAAAAAUAUUUGAUGACGAUAGAAAGAAAAGUGGAGAUGAAUCUCAUGAUUAUAUGAGGGAAACCUCAAGAUGGAAGAGUAAGGAAUACAAGAACAACACUCAUGAAUAUGGUUCAGAUGGAGAACGGUUGACGAGGGAGGGAGACAGAAAGAAACACCAUGAGCGUGCUAGGAAAAGCUCAAAUUAUCAUAAGAGAUUGAGAAAGCUGGAUGAUUAUGAAGAUUAUAGAAGUCGUGAAAUAGAUUUCAAUAGGAGAGGGAAGAGUGGUAACAAGGAAAUAUCACAUGAUAGCAGGAAGAGCAGCUCAAGACGCCGUAGAUAUCCUGGUAAUCACUUGGACAGGAAUAACAGAAGUCAUGAUACUGGUCGAGAGUUGUCUGACAAAGGCAGCUAUGGUGAUGAGUUGUUGGGCGAGGAUGUAGCAAGGCACUUUUGUCAAAUUAGGACACAAACGAAUGAAGUAUCAAAUGUUUCUGAUGAUCAUGGAGAACCAGAAAAUAGCUUGGAAAACAGAGGCGAUUCGUGCAUAGAUAUUGUAAAAGCAGAUUCUUGUAACAGUAAAGAUAAGAGCUAUGAUUCUGGCACUUCAAGUCAAUAUGAUGAGAGAUAUAGAUCCCAUGAUCUAUGGGAGUCUGAACAGUGUUCCGAUAAGAAAUCCCACAAGUCUAGGAUGGUAACUAGUUUUAGCAGCAGUUCAGGUCAAUACAAUGGAAAGCAAAAGUCAAAUGACCAUGAUUUAGAACUACAUCAUUAUCAAGACCAGAAGGAGAAUCCUUCAGAAUCUGAAGAAGUUAUUUCAGAACACUGGAAGUCUAAAAGUAAGUCUGGCUCUGAUCAUUACGAGCAAUGUUCCGCUGAGAGUGGGAGAGAAAGCAGAUCAAGGAGAAGCAGAAAAUCAAGUCAUAGGAGACACUCAAAGUCAAAUAGAUUGGAGAAGAGGGAUUUUCCAGAGGGUGACAAAAAAUCUCGAGAAGAUUUGAGACGGUGAGAGAAAGUAUUAAAACGUCUCAUGAACUUGUGUAUCUCCAUACACAUGUAUUGAAAGCCUCGGGCGUCCAUUUGACUGUAAAAUUAAUGAACGUGAAAGCCAAGGCUUCCCAGUUUCCAGGAGUAUGCUUACAGUUACAACCAACCAUCUUAAUCAAGAGACCACUGAUAGUGUGUGCAAUUAAGUCACUUUACUUGGUUAGCUUUGAAUGCUUUUAGGGUGUAUUAUAUUGUAAAAUUUUGAGAAAUUUAUGUGUUUUCUUUUAUUUUCUAUUUUUUAAUUUUAUAUCACAAUAAUAAUCUGAAAUGAAACCUUAUGAAACGAACCUGAAAUGAAAUAAAAUUGAAAUGUAUUACUGCA
Molecule: messenger RNA, 3025 nt
Organism: Cannabis sativa
Lineage: Eukaryota; Viridiplantae; Streptophyta; Magnoliopsida; Rosales; Cannabaceae
Product: zinc finger CCCH domain-containing protein 5
Exons: 9
Coding region: 29-2665 (878 amino acids)
Biological process (GO): mRNA splicing, via spliceosome
Cellular component (GO): spliceosomal complex; U2AF complex
Molecular function (GO): metal ion binding; pre-mRNA 3'-splice site binding
Source: RefSeq, a predicted model, not a curated record